GCAUGGCUCUCUACCUAACAAUGAGCUAAGAAUCGACUGGUCCAAGCUACGGAAUCGAAUUCGAGGGGCGACACCCGCAAAUCUGAUGCUUGAGCUCCAUUAACUCUGGGUUCGUAUUGCUUCGGCAUUUUCUCCACGUUGCUGGUCGCGACUCUAGCUCCGAACCUCGCCGACUGCUCCUCGUCCUGACGAGAGCCCAAGCUCCGACUCGAGUUUCAUCAUCUGUCAUUGACGAAUUCUCCAUCAAGAUUGCCCACCAAAGUGACACCGCGAUCGCGGUCUCGAACAGCCCAUCAUGUCGGACGAACAAAUCUCGUUACCCUUCUUCGCCAUUGUCCUGAUUGUGUCAGGGCUGAUAGUGCGGUAUCUUUUCUUUUCGGGCCCGAGCCCAGAACGGCCGCCGGUGAGGACCGCAGAGCAGAUGCUCAGAUCAAGAGAGGUGGCGGUUCAGAGGAUACAGCAAAUGUUUCCGCAGGUUGAGAGACGGAGCAUCUUGUGGGACCUCCAGCGCAACGGCGGGAAUAUCCAGAGCACCACAGAGCGGAUUCUGGCAGGUCGCUUGGAAACGCCCCCCGUGACGUUCCAACCUCCGCCGCUUCGAACUCAAUCACCCCCGACUGGAAGCUCUGGCCCAGCGGCGAAGCAGCCCGAGAAGCCGAGCCAGCCCGAUCUGAUUACACGCUACAACCUGAGGGAUAAGGUUGCGGACUCAGCACCCGCAGGAGAAGAGGAAGAGGCGCAGAAGGAAGGCAAAGCAUGGAGCUCCAACCGCGAAGAACGACAGUCUGCUCUGCAACGAAGAAGAGACGAGAUGAUUCUGGCGGCGAGACGCAAGAUGGAGGCCAAGAUGGCGGCGGAGAAGGCUGCCCAGGGGUCUUCUUGAAGGGGGGGAAUGGGCACGAGAAAGGGUCAUACAGCAGCAGCAUGAUUUCCUUGGUUUCGGAGCACUCUUUUUUCUCUUUCCCCUACAUAAUUUUUCCCUCUACUCUUUUCUACUAUGGGUGCAUACUUUUUUUUGUAGUGAGAAUUGCGAGCAUUGGCGUUUUAAUAUUGUAGAUGAGGGUAGCUAGGAUAUCUAGGAUAUUCGAAUGCUUUAGUAUGUCCUGUGGAAG
Molecule: messenger RNA, 1112 nt
Organism: Trichoderma atroviride IMI 206040
Lineage: Eukaryota; Fungi; Ascomycota; Sordariomycetes; Hypocreales; Hypocreaceae
Molecular function (GO): ubiquitin binding
Source: RefSeq, a predicted model, not a curated record